Molecule: messenger RNA, 1155 nt
Organism: Lachancea meyersii CBS 8951
Lineage: Eukaryota; Fungi; Ascomycota; Saccharomycetes; Saccharomycetales; Saccharomycetaceae
Source: the annotation of a GenBank genome assembly
AUGAACCUUUUUAGAAGCCUGGGAUCGUCAGUAAGGCGAAUCCCGGUGUUUUCAGGCUCUCAGCAUGCUCGGCUGCUGACAACGGGCUUCCGUGCCUUGCAAGUGGAAACUAAGACAGCACCAACCCCAGUCAGUGUUCGAAUGCUCAAAAUUGUGCCCAACGACACCGAUCUUGUCACUUUGGAGAAACAAGAUGCCUUGAUCAAAAGAAGACGCAAGCUUUCCAAGGAAAUUGUAAAGCUGAAAAAGCUAAAACCGGUUUCCCCAGGUCUCAGAUGGUACAGGGCCCCCAUCUACCCAUAUCUGCACAAUGGGCGUCCCGUCAGGUCUUUGACGGUAGCCAAACGAUCUCAUGGUGGUAGAAACCAUUCUGGUCGUAUUACUGUGCGCCAUCGUGGUGGUGGUCACAAGCGUAGAAUCCGUUUGGUUGAUUUCACACGUUUCACUCCAGGCGAACAAAUUGUGCAAAGAAUCGAGUACGAUCCCGGCAGAACGGCACAUAUAGCACUCAUCAAGCAUUCAUCGACCGGAGAGCUAAGCUACAUUCUUGCGUGUGAUGGUUUGAGAGCUGGCGACGCCGUCGAAUCGUACAGAAGAGGUGUUCCCGAAAAUCUACUCCAAGAAAUGGGUGGUAAGAUCGACCCUGCUAUUCUCAGCGUGCGUACCGCUCAAAGAGGUAACUGUCUCCCUAUAUCGAUGAUUCCAGUUGGUGCAAUCAUUCACAAUGUGGGUGUCACACCCAUCGGACCCGGCAAGUUCUGUCGUGCCGCUGGUACAUAUGCGCGUGUGAUUUCAAAAUUUCCAGAUAGAAAGAAAGCUAUCAUUCGCCUACAAAGUGGUGAGCAGCGUCUCGUUGCAUUGGAGGCAUGUGCUACGUUAGGUGUUGUGUCCAACAUCGAUCACCAAAACCUUUCGCUGGGUAAAGCUGGUAGAUCCAGAUGGCGUGGCAUCAGACCUACAGUGAGAGGUGUGGCAAUGAACAAGUGCGAUCACCCUCACGGUGGUGGUAGAGGUAAAUCGAAGUCCAAGAAACUUUCGGUCUCUCCCUGGGGUCAACUGGCCAAGGGUUUCAAAACUAGACGUGGUAAGAAUCAAAAUAGAAUGAAGGUCAAGGACAGACCGAGAGGUAAACAAGGAAAGGCUAUGAGGCAAUGA